AUGGAGAAUGGCUCUCUGCUUGAUGUCCUAAGUGGACAUGAGUCUAAUGUAGCCAGUAUAAGCCUAUAUGGAAACACACUAGCUAGCAUAUCAUGGGAUAGAACUUUGAAGAUUUGGAAUAUCGUUGAUUCCACAUGUGAAACCACCGAACUCGCCCAAGAAGGUCUUGCUGUUGCAUUUUCCCCAUGUGGACAAUUGAUAGCUGCGCUGACUGUGGACUCAAAUGUCACGAUAUACCAUGCAAAAGAUGUAAGACGGGGUCAAGCUGAUACCAUAACGCGGCAGAAUGCUUCGCAGAACAAAUCAUUCACUUGUAUGCAGUUUUCACCAGAUAGUGCCCUGUUGCUGUUGGGCGGCGACUCAAACAACUUCUGUUUAUACUCGGUUCCGGAUAGGAUGCUGAUGAAGAAGUUUACGAUUACGGCUAAUCGUAGUUUGGAUGGUGUCGUGGUAAAUUCGGAAACGGAACCAGAUGGCAAAAGGGCUAUCAAGUUGCCAGGAUCAAAGCAUUUUGAUCUGGGAGAAAGAAGCGCACGACCGCAAAUAGCCGUUUAUGCUUUGGCGUAUUGUCCAACAGGUGCGAUUGUUUUUGGUCGUCGAUUUGCUGUUUGUAGUACAGAAGGAGUGGGGGUAUAUUCGCUAGACACUGUAGGAAUAUUUGAUCCAUUCCAGUUGGAUAGCCAAACUACUCCAGAUAUGGUAAAAAACGCUAUCUCCAUGUGCGACUUUUCGACGGCGCUUAUGGCUAGUCUGCGUUUGAACGACACGAAAUUGAUACAACAAACUAUGGAAACCACGCCCAUGGAUCAGGGUAUGUUGUGCAGUAUCUAUAUAAUCGGUGACCGCUUUCGCCUUCCCCCAUAGCC
This is a messenger RNA of Cylicostephanus goldi, 866 nucleotides long. The record is from the annotation of a GenBank genome assembly. Lineage: Eukaryota; Metazoa; Nematoda; Chromadorea; Rhabditida; Strongylidae.